UGCCACCCCCUCAUCCCAAAUUGUUACUGCAAAAGUCAAAAUCUCACAGAUCAAAUAUCAUCAAGGUGAAAGCGUGGUAUCUGAAGAAACAGCAACAACCAAGAUCUGCAUAUCUACUCUGCCUGAGGAGCCCUACCUAUGAAGUAAAACACCGCCGGGCUCUGUUUCCUCUCUCCGCUUCGUAUUUUGAAAUAAUUGUAUACAUUUUAGGUAAGUUUUGUUAACUGGAACGGAGGAGGCGGUUGUGGAUCGACGCAGACGGAAUAAGAUCAGAGUGUGAUAGAGAAUGACAAGUGCAACAUCAGUAGUGAGGAGGCGGAUUCUAGAUGAGCUGAUAGCGAUGCAAGACAUACCCCCCUUAGAUUUCAAGUGCGCCCCGCUCCCGUGGGACCCAUAUGAAUGGCAAUUUGGAAUCAGAGGCGCUAGGGGAACUGAAUUCGAGGAUGGGAUAUAUCAUGGGCGGGUCAUGUUUCCGGAGGAAUACCCAUGUCAGGCUCCUUCAUUCAUGUUUUUGACAGAAAAUGGUCGCUUCAAAACUCGAACCAAGAUCAGAUCGAAGUGGCAGUCAUCAUGGAGGGCGCGAGAUGCUUUACUUGCACUUAUUGAUGAAAUGGGCACCUACCCAGAUGGUGAAUCGGGUUCUAUAAAAUGCAGUAAGGAAAAAAGGCGUGCCCUGGCCAUGAAAUCUCGUGAAGCAGCCCCAAAAUAUGGCACUUCUGAACGUCAGAAGUUAAUGGAUGAGAUCCAUCAAUAUUUGCUAGGGGAGGAAACCUUUCCUGUUCCUCAACUCCAACAGACGAGAAACACUUCCCUGGCACGGAGAUGUCAGGAAGAGGUGGUUGUGGAUCGAGUCGGAUCAACGCAGACGGAAUCGGAUCGGAGUGUGAUAGCGGAGGAAAAGUGCAACCUGGAGAAUUCAGGGGAGAAGCGGAUUCUAGAGGAGUAUAAUGAGAUUGAAUCCAAUCCCACCUAUGAUUUCGAGUGCCGCAUAUUCAGUUGGAACUCAUAUGAAUGGCAAUUUGCAAUCAGAGGGCCUAGAGGAACUGAAUUCGAGGGUGGGAUUUAUCAUGGGGUGAUCCAGUUUUCGGAGGGAUACCCAUCAAAGCCUCCUUCAUUCAUGUUUUUGACGGAAAAUGGUCGCUUCAAAAUCCAAACCAACAUCAGCUUAAGGAUAUUAUCAAACUGGCAGUCAUCAAGCAGCGUGCGAAAUGCUUUACUUGCACUUAUUGAGGAAAUGCCCACCUACCCAGAUGGUGAAUUGUGUUCAGUAAAAUACAGUAGGGAAGAAAGGCAUGAUCUGGCCAUCAAAUCUCGUGAAGCAUCCCCAAAAUAUGGCACUUCUGAACGUCAGAAGGUAAUUGAUGAGAUUCAUGAAGAUUUGCUAAGCAAGGCACCGCCUGUACAUGUUCGUGUUCCUCAACUGAGCCCUGUGCCCUCAAAGGCCUCCAACGGCACAGGUGGCGGCUCUGUUUUUGGGAAUAUAUUUUAUGUUAUCAAUUCCAGCCGGGUAGGAGUUUUCGAUUCUAUGAAUGAGGCCCCCAACCCCAUGAUAACAAAACUUCUUUGGGGUUUCUGGUUUUUGGUCUAUGCUUCUAGUUUUGUUAUGUUUUUCGUCAAUAUUUAUUGUUUCGUUGGUAAUACCAAGAGGGAUCAACUGAGGUGAUCAAGUCUGUAGCGUUAGCGUAGGCCUCUUUUGUUUUUUUUUUUGGUAGCUUCUCCUAAUUUAGGAAAUUAGUAGUGAUGUCAUUAAUUGAAAAUGAGCAUUCAAAUUUACCACCGUGAUUUCAUAAACCUUGUGCUCCUAAGAUGAGAGCAAUUAAUGUUCUUUACUCUUCUUGCCUA
This is a messenger RNA of Prunus avium (sweet cherry), 1842 nucleotides long. RefSeq lists its product as uncharacterized. NCBI's taxonomy places the organism in Eukaryota, Viridiplantae, Streptophyta, Magnoliopsida, Rosales, Rosaceae. The record is from RefSeq and is a predicted model, not a curated record.